This is a messenger RNA of Lagenorhynchus albirostris (white-beaked dolphin), 1329 nucleotides long. It is a transcript of the gene SPAG4, whose product is annotated as sperm associated antigen 4. Gene Ontology annotation, biological process: nuclear envelope organization. Gene Ontology annotation, molecular function: protein-membrane adaptor activity. The record is from RefSeq and is a predicted model, not a curated record. Gene Ontology annotation, cellular component: nuclear envelope; meiotic nuclear membrane microtubule tethering complex. Lineage: Eukaryota; Metazoa; Chordata; Mammalia; Artiodactyla; Delphinidae. Bases 1 to 1320 code for a protein of 439 amino acids. The transcript is spliced from 12 exons.
AUGCAGCGAAGACCCCGCCCGGGCUCUGCCGCGUUCCCGCACAAGCACACGCCCAACUUCUACAGCGACAACAGCAACAGCUCUAUGAGCAUCACCUCGGGGGAAAGCUGCGGGCACUGGUCAGCUGGGCCGGAGCCCGGGGAGCCCGAGGGCAGAAGAGGCCGGGGCUCUAGCUGCGGUGAGCCCGCCAUGAGCGCUGGAGUGCCCGGAAGAACCACAAAGGCUGAAAGCUCUCGGCUGAAGCCGGCGCCUCGGAGCCACAGUGGGCCGACCGCCUCUGGCGCGGCAACCGUGAGGGGCGGGGCCUCGGAACCGGCUGGCUCUCCCGGUGUCCCUGAGGAGCAGCUCGACCUCUCGACUCUGGAUCCGAGGCAGGAGAUACCUCCCCCGCGAGUGUCCAAGAGCUUCCUGAGCCCACUCUUCCAGGUGCUGAGCGUGUUGUUAUCCCUGGUAGGAGGUGUGCUGGUCAGUGUGUACAGGGAGGUCUGUUCCGUCCGCUUCCUGCUCACGGCUGUGUCACUGCUGAGCCUCUUUCUGGCAGCACUCUGGUGGGGACUCCGGUACCUGGCCCCUCCUUUGGAGAAUGAACCUAAGGAGAUACUGACUCUAAGCGAAUACCACGAGCGCGUGCGCUCCCAGGAGCAGCAGCUGCAGCAGCUCCGGGCUGAGCUGGUUAAACUCCACAAGGAGGUGUCCAGCGUUCGCGCAGCCAACAGCGAGAGAGUGGCCAAACUCGUAUUCCAGAGGCUGAGUGAGGACUUUGUGCGGAAACCCGACUAUGCGCUGAGCUCUGUGGGAGCCUCCAUCGACCUAGAAAAGACGUCCCCCGACUACGAGGAUGCGAACACUGCCUACUUCUGGAAUCGCUUCAGCUUCUGGAACUAUGCGCGACCGCCCACGGUUAUCCUGGAGCCAGAUGUGUUCCCUGGGAAUUGCUGGGCUUUUGAGGGCGACCAGGGCCAGGUGGUGAUCCAGUUGCCGGGUCGUGUGCAGCUGAGCGACAUCACUCUGCAGCAUCCACCGCCCAGCGUGGCACACACCCGGGGAGCCAAGAGCGCCCCGCGUGACUUCGCAGUCUAUGGCCUCCAGGUUGAUGAUGAGACUGAAGUUUUCUUGGGGAAAUUCACCUUCGAUGUGGAGAAAUCUGAGAUUCAGACUUUCCACCUAGAGAAUGACCCCCCAGCUGCCUUUCCCAAGGUGAAGAUCCAGAUUCUAAGCAACUGGGGCCACCCCCAUUUCACAUGCUUGUAUCGAGUCCGAGCCCAUGGCAUUCAAACCUCAGAGGGGGCAGGGGACAGUGCCACAGGGGGGGCCCAUUAAACAUGCUGA